This is a messenger RNA of Acaulospora colombiana, 1428 nucleotides long. Lineage: Eukaryota; Fungi; Glomeromycota; Glomeromycetes; Diversisporales; Acaulosporaceae. The record is from the annotation of a GenBank genome assembly.
AUGACUGCCAGUGCCGGGAGGACAGACGGUGAAGCGAUAGAACGAACUUGGAGUACACAUAACCACCUCUCUGGUAGUACUUCCAAGAUGACCCCUGGCUUUCGAUUGGACACACUUGAGCUUCACUUCUCUGAUUGGAACAUUCAAAAGACUCGAAAAAUGGGUGUCAGUCUUCACAAUGAUUUACUCAAGGCACGUGAACAGGUCGAAAUACAUACAGCAGAAUAUAAGGAGCUUUGUGAUGGGCUGCCUCCUAAGUCAACUGAUAAGUGGAUUCUUGAAGAGAAAAACUUCGAUAUUUCUCAAGGUGAACAGAACAUCUACAAGGCCAUGGCUGAAAAAGCACCAUCAAAAUCAAUGGUUCUAUCAAGCCUCAAGGAGCUCGAAAAUCCAAUGAGCAAUGCAGCUGAUUCAGAGGAUCCAUCAACAACAGUCGCAUGGGUCAAUGAAGGACUGGAAAUUGAGGAAAAUCAGUUACGGGACCAUGUACUCCUGGCUCGUGCACGAACCUCACUGUGGGAACGCAUCCUGAACUGGCAUGAACAAUCUCCCCUGGAGUCUGGUGAUAUCGAACUUAACAAGGAAGAGCCCGAAUUCCCAGAAAAUCAGCCCAUCACUCUGCCUUCAUCACUACCACAUAUUGCUCGACCCCGUGAUCUUGCUGAUUUGGAACUGCAGUUGAGGGAGGGUCAGGCAAAUGAUGCUCUCAGAACCAUUCGUGGAUAUCUGUCUCAGAAGCUGGUUCUAACUCGUGCGAGGAAGGAUAAUCGAAGCCAGCAUAGUGGACGUCUCCUCAAUGAUGCAGCAGAGAAAUUCAAGGCCCCAAUGAAUCUGGCUGUAAGCCAAUACCGAAGGGCAUAUGAUGCCAUGAUUCAGCUUGGAAUGCGCCAAGAAAACCCAGUGUAUCGGCCUCUCCUAGAUAGUGACAUCACCACUAGCAAAGUAUUUGAUGUUAAGCGUUCUGUAGGACGAGGAUAUGAAAAAUUAUCCUGGAUUUGGUCCAACAGUGGUGCAAUGGCAUCGGGUUCGUUUACUGAUAGUUGGUUGGAAGAAGUCAAUCGUGAUCGUUGGAUUGAAGAAGCCGAGCUAUUGGAAAUAGAGCUCAACCGAACAAGGCAGUACUUUGGCUUUCUCUCCCAACGGUGGGAGUCUUUUGGUCAACGGAGACUUGAUGGAUGGGCAGCAUAUGGGAAGCGAAUGGCUGCAAUGUACCGUGUCUUGGCCAAUGAUGUCCAUAAGCUCAUGUUAACAGGACUAUGGAGAUUCACCAGACAUUCCAUUAAGUUACAUGAUGCCCAAUGCCCUGCUGACACCUUGGUGUCUAUAUACUAUGUACAAGCGACCGAUAUAGGCGAUGUUUGCCUGGUCUUUGCCGCAGUUAAAGAAACCAUUCUACAGAAUGCUUUCCCUGAUACGGGAUUCUGCUAG